Messenger RNA from Cavenderia fasciculata, 792 nucleotides. RefSeq lists its product as uncharacterized. The coding region runs from base 1 to 792 and encodes 263 amino acids. The transcript has 3 exons. Lineage: Eukaryota; Evosea; Eumycetozoa; Acytosteliales; Cavenderiaceae. The record is from RefSeq and is a predicted model, not a curated record.
AUGAGUGAAAAUACUAGCGGUAGUAGUGGAGGAGGUGGACAAGGUGAACUAUUCUUACAGAUACUUAGAGAUUUGAAGGGUUUAGUUACAAAACAUCAACAAAAUAGUUUGGGAUUUAGUAAAUUGUUUCAAAAGAGUGACCAAAUACUUAAAAAUCAAAUCAAUCAAAAUAUAGAAAAGAAUGUACAACUUGAACAACAACAACAAAAACAAUCAGAACAAAUAGAACAACCAGAACAAUCGACGACGACGACAACAACAACUACAAAUAUAAAUAUAGAUAUAGAACAACUUUCAAGUAAACAUCAAAAAGAAAUUGAAAACUUGGAGAAUGAUAUAGAACAAUUACACAAGGUUAUAACAACAUUAGAGAUUGAAAAUAAUAGUCAUGUGGCUGCUUAUUCAGAUUUAAAAUCAUCUGUUGAAAGCAUUGUAGAUAAAGGAAGAUUACAAAUGAAACUUUUUAAUGAAUCAAAUCAAUCAAACAAAACAUUACAACAUGAAUUGGAAGCAGAAAGAGCAAAGAAUCAUCAAUUGAGAAGAGAAAGUGAAACAUUGAAAUCGACGAUUGCAGAUAUGUUUGAAUUAUUACAAGGUGCAGCUCAAAGUGAUGACCCAUUACCAUUAGAAUUUGCUCAACUCAUUGAAGAAAACAAGAAUCUUCGAAACAUGUUAUUUAUUUCUGAUCAAUUCCAAGAUGUUGAUCAAUCCUCUAGUACUCAACAACAACAAUCUUCUUCUUCUACUUCUUCUUCUUCAACAGAAAAUGAAAAUCAAAUAGAAACUAGUUAA